Oncorhynchus masou masou (cherry salmon) is the source of this 5490-nucleotide messenger RNA. It is a transcript of the gene stra6, whose product is annotated as signaling receptor and transporter of retinol STRA6. Gene Ontology annotation, molecular function: signaling receptor activity; retinol transmembrane transporter activity. The record is from RefSeq and is a predicted model, not a curated record. Gene Ontology annotation, biological process: vitamin A import into cell. The transcript is spliced from 19 exons. Lineage: Eukaryota; Metazoa; Chordata; Actinopteri; Salmoniformes; Salmonidae. Bases 835 to 2847 code for a protein of 670 amino acids. Gene Ontology annotation, cellular component: plasma membrane.
CAGGCGUGGAGGAUUUACCUCUUGGUCAUAUUAGGGAUAAUUAUUUCAUGCUGUCCAAACCAAGAGAACAUCACAAGGGGGGGAAGAGAGGGGUCCAGGAUAUUAAAAGGUUGAAGUGGAUUCACCUGGUCAGUCUGUGACAAGAGCAGGGGUUCCUGUAUGAGCCUUGUCCCAGUCUGUUGGUAAUCCUCGUCUGAAAAAAGCCUGUUGUGGCGUGGGACUGAGAAAAGGGGGUGAGACAGACAGACAGACAGACCCAGCCUGCAGUACGGAGCCGCAGCCUCGCAGCCAGGAGCCACUCAGCAAGGACCUGUCACAUCACAGUACUGCAGCCCCACAGAGGACCCAGGCACCUGAAGAACAGAGAGCAAAAGAGAGCAAAAGAGAGGAGACCAAUCACAGGGUACGGCGAGGGCACCACACCACAUCACACCAGCCAGAAAUGCAAACACCACCAAACUUUUGGAGAAACGACUAAACUUUUUUCCUCUUGAUCAAAAGGAGACCUGUGCUGAGUUACAUAGGACCUGAUAGUUGGGUGAACAGCAGUGUUAUACUGUUCUAGAGUGAGUUCUAGGGUGAUCCGAGAGUGUUCCUGAGAGUUCCGGGAGAGUUCCAAGCGUGUUCUAGAGUGAGUUCUAGGGUGAUCCGAGAGUGUUCCAGAGAGUUCCCGGGAGAGUUCCAAGCGUGUUCUAGAGUGAGUUUUAGGGUGAUCCGAGAGUGUUCCAGAGAGUUCCGGGAGAGUUCCAAAGCGUAUUCUAGAGUGUUCUAUACAGUGUUCUAGAAUCUUUUCAUCGGCUAUAGGAUCUGUGGGAACUAGAGCCAGACAGCAGGAUGAGUGCCACUGAAGACAUAGCAAAGGACUACUAUGACUACCCUGAUUGGAACAUGGAGAACCCUGUGCCUACCAAGGUCCCAGCUGAAGUAAUCCCACCAUGUGACCCUACAGCUGAUGAUAGACUCUACCACAUCUGCAUCUCUGCCAUUUCUCUGGUGGUCAUGUUGAUCCUAGCAUUCCUUGCCAGGAGGAUGAAGCUGGCGGAUGGGCAGAAAAGAGGUUUACUCAGCCCAGUGAACUUCCUGGACCACACGCAGCACAAGGGCUUAGCUGUAGCUGUGUUUGGAGUGCUGUUCUGCAAACUGUUUGGUCUGGUCAUAGCACCAAACCCUCUUCCCUUCACCACAGACCAAGCCAACAAACAGUAUUGGAUUAUCGUCUCGCUGUUCUACUACCCUGUUCUGUACUUCCCUCUCCUGGCCUGUGGAACGCUUCGUAACGCCGUGGGGUACGUCCUGGGCUCCCUGCUUUCCUGGACUCACUUUGGGGUCCUCGUCUGGCAGAAGGCCGACUGCCCCAAGACUCCAGAGAUCUAUAAGUACUACUCCCUGUUGGCCAGUCUGCCCCAGGUCUGUUGCCUGGCCUUCCUCAGUUUCCAGUAUCCUCUGCUGCUGUUCAAGGGCCUGAAGGGGACAGAGAAAACUACUGCUGGCGAGGACCUGAGCAGCAGCUACUACAAUGACUACGUCAAGAAUAUACUAAAGAAGAAGAAGCCUUCUAAAACCAGUACAAGCACAGAGAAGCCCACACUGGUGGAGAGGAUAACUGAUGCUGUGAAGUCCUACAUCUACAUACCAGAGGAAGUUUUCCGGUUUCCCCUGAAGCUGGCGAUAUCCGGAGUAGUGUCAUUUACCGCUCUUUACCAGAUGGCUUUGGUGUUUGUGGCCAGCGUGGUGCCGACGCUCCAGAUUGUCCGUCAAGGCAUCAACGAAGAUAUCGCCUUCCUACUGGCCGGUUUCAACAUCAUAUUAUCAGAGGACAGGGCCGAAGUGGUCCGGAUAGUGGUCUACUACAUGUGGUGUGUAGAAGUGUGCUACCUCUCUGCGAUGACCCUGUCCUGCUUAGUGAACCUGGUCAUGCUCAUGAGGUCCAUGGUCCUGCACCGGUCUAACCUAAAGGGGCUGUAUAGAGGAGACAUCUAUAAUGUAUAUAACCGCCAGAGGAGUAUCAGACCCUCUCGUCCUGCCCUGGUCUGCUGGAUGGGAUUCACCAGCUUCCAGGCUGCUCACAUCUGCUUAGGUAUGCUGAUCCAGACCAUAGUGUUCUUCCUGUGUCUGCUGAUCGCUGUGUUCCUCAUCAUCAUCCCCAUCUUCCACGGACAAAACCUCAUGCUCUUCAAGGUCCUGGGGAACAUGUGGCCGUUCUGGUUGAUGCUGUUCUCAGUUGUAGUGGUCCAACAUGUCACCACCAGGUUCUGCUUCAUUAAGAAGUCUGCAGGGACACGGGACCUCCACAACAGGGGUAGUCUCUUCCUGCUGACCUACCUGUUGUUCCCGGUCAAUGUUCUGAUUGGUGUGGUGCUGGGGGUGUGGCGGCUGGUCAUCACGGCCCUGUUCAAUAUCGUCCACCUGGGACGCAUGGACAUCAGCCUCCUCAACCGCGAUGUAGAGGCCUUUGACCCCGCCUAUCGUUGCUAUGCUCACUACCUAAAGAUUGAAGUGAGUCAGAGUCACCCGGUGAUGAAGGCCUUCUGUGGGAUGAUGCUGCAGUGUGCCAGGCAAGACGAGGCCGAAAAGAAGGCAAGAGAUGCAGAGGAAGGCAUCCAGCUAGUCAAUCAGGAGAAGAAGCCACAGCAUAAGGUUUCCAUCUCUAAACGGGCACGGGGCCACUGGCAGCUCCUCUACACACUGGUCAACAACCCCUCGCUGGUGGGCUCCAGGAAGCACUUCCAGCGUCAGAGCAACGAGAGCUUCUUCAACGGAACACUCAACUGGGCUGCAAAAGAGGGGAUGAAGAAGGAGGCAGGAAACAUGGAGGCUGGGAAGGAAACGGAGGCAGUGACUAACUGAGACUGAACGUGUCCCCCAGGCUUGUGGUCAACUCCAUUCCAAUUCAGGAAGCAAACUGAAAAUUAAAGCUGCAUUAUGUAACUAUUUGGGUGACCUGACCAAAUUCACAUAGAAUUGUGAGUCAUAGAUCUGUCAAUCGCAUUGAAAGCCCGUCUAAGAAGUGGUAGCUCUGUUCUGUGUGCUAUUUCUAUGCUUCCCGUUCUUAAGUUUUGGUUUUGUACACCAGCCUCAAACAAGAUUUUUGCUUCUUAAAGAUAUUUCACAUUGGUUUAGAUGGUUUAGAUUUAUUAUGAUCCCCAUUAUCCGACGCAGAUGGAGACAGCUAGUCUAACUGGGGUCUGAUACCAUAGAGACAGCUAGUCUAACUGGGGUCUGAUACCAUGGAGACAGCUAGUCUAACUGGGGUCAGAAACCAUGGAGACAGCUAGUCUAACUGGGGUCUGAUACCAUGGAGACAGCUAGUCUAACUGGGGUCUGAUACCAUGGAGACAGCUAGUCUAACUGGGGUCUGAUACCAUGGAGACAGCUAGUCUAACUGGGGUCUGAUACCAUGGAGACAGCUAGUAUAACUGGGGUCUGAUACCAUGGAGACAGCUAGUCUAACUGGGGUCUGAUACCAUGGAGACAGCUAGUCUAACUGGGGUCUGAUACCAUGGAGACAGCUAGUCUAACUGGGGUCUGAUACCAUGGAGACAGCUAGUCUAACUGGGGUCUGAUACCAUGGAGACAGCUAGUCUAACUGGGGUCUGAUACCAUGGAGACAGCUGGUCUAACUGGGGUCUGAUACCAUGGAGACAGCUAGUCUAACUGGGGUCUGAUACCAUGGAGACAGCUAGUCUAACUGGGGUCUGAUACCAUGGAGACAGCUAGUCUAACUGGGGUCUGAUACCAUGGAGACAGCUAGUCUAACUGGGGUCUGAUACCAUGGAGACAGCUAGUCUAACUGGGGUCUGAUACCAUGGAGACAGCUAGUCUAACUGGGGUCUGAUACCAUGGAGACAGCUAGUCUAACUGGGGUCUGAUACCAUGGAGACAGCUAGUCUAACUGGGGUCUGAUACCAUAGAGACAGCUAGUCUAACUGGGGUCUGAUACCAUGGAGACAGCUAGUCUAACUGGGGUCUGAUACCAUGGAGACAGCUAGUCUAACUGGGGUCUGAUACCAUGGAGACAGCUAGUCUAACUGGGGUCUGAUACCAUGGAGACAGCUAGUCUAACUGGGGUCUGAUACCAUGGAGACAGCUAGUCUAACUGGGGUCUGAUACCAUGGAGACAGCUAGUCUUACUGGGGUCUGAUACCAUGGAGACAGCUAGUCUAACUGGGGUCUGAUACCAUGGAGACAGCUAGUCUAACUGGGGUCUGAUACCAUAGAGACAGCUAGUCUAACUGGGGUCUGAUACCAUGGAGACAGCUAGUCUUACUGGGGUCUGAUACCAUAGAGACAGCUAGUCUAACUGGGGUCUAAUACCAUGGAGACAACUAGUCUUACUGGGGUCUGAUACCAUGUUUUAUCCCUUUUAGUAACAAGGAAAUGGCAGAGCUCAUACAGCAUCUUUUAGAAUUCAAAUUUCCUUAUUGCUUUUCAAUGAGGGAAAAUUGGAAUUGGAAUUAAAUUAGACUGAAUUGGAAUGGCCUUUGUUGGUGUAUGGGUGGCUCUUGGGCAGAUUAUAACUGUGGUUUUAUAUGUCUAUGAAUUGAUCUGACUGCUUGCCUCUUUUUUUCAUGCAAGUUUCCCAUAGACUCCCAUUGAAUCAAUCAAUCAAUAAUUUCUGAUUUUCUUUUUUUUUAAUGGAAGGAUUAGAUCUAAAUGUCGUAGGCCUUCUAGCUCAAAUGCCUCAGGAAGUCUGUCUUCUGAGUGGCUACCUGUCUAAAUGGCACCUUAGUUCCUAUAUAGUGCACUACUUAUCAGCCCUGGUCCAAGGUAGUGCUACAUCGUGGGAUCGACCUGGAUGGAUGUGUGUUUUGUUGUCUGUCUCUUUGUUUGCAUGGCUCAGAUGGCCGUACAGAAUCUCGAGUCUAGCAGGAAAGGUCGUGUGGCUCUGAACUCCUGUCUGACCAUAGCCUGGAAGCCUAACUGAUACACUCCAUUUCACCAAUGGAAACAGAACAUGUCAUCUUGGAAUCCAGGCUAGUUUGACCAGGUAUACGUGGUUAGAAUGUAACUAUUUAUUAAUAUACAGACUGCUCUGUAAUGGAAGGUUAUAAAGAAACUGUUCAUUAAUUAACACUGGCUGGUGUAAAUAUCUAUUGUACCCUGGAAGCCAAACUGAAUUGUUCCAAAACGGUACAAUUCUGUUCUGAUUCCAGGCUAAUAAAUAAUAUCUAUGUUGAAAACGUAUGAAAUGGCGAUUAAAACGUAGACAGAUGAAACUGUUUGCUUGAACUCUUUGCUGUAGGUCACCUUGUACCUCUUGUAAAAUAACUACUAUAAUUCCGCUGAUAUUGUUUUGGAUCGUUAUUUUUGGGAUUGUUAUUUUUCUCAAUUUCUAGUUGUGAAAAUGUUGCUGUUCAGGAUCAUCUACUUUAUUCUCGCCGUGUGUUGCAGCCGUAUUGCAUUUCAAAAGUGACAGUGACUCAAGUAGCUUUUGAAUGAAAUUAAUUAAUGUGUGAUUAACAUGAAAUUAAAACGAAAAAUGACGAAAGA